AUGGACAAGCAAGCGACCACUUUGAAAUCUGCCAUCUGGGCAGCAAGGAAUGUUGAGACCCAGAUAAGGGAAAAGGGUUUAGAGAGAGCCGAAGUUGGCGAAAAGAGGAAGCUUGAAGGAUCCUCGAGAUUUGAUAAGAUAGGGAAAUUCUCAAAGCCCAACCUGGAUAACCAAAAGUAUGGAGCCAAGUGGUGCGAAAAGUGCAAGAAGAAGCACUUCAGAAGAUGCGAUGGAGACGUGACCUGCUAUAAGUUUGGUGCGAGUGGGGGUGGAGGCGAGGUGGUGGUGGUGUGUGGUGAUGGGUGGGUGAUAGUGACGGGUGGUGGUUUUGGUGGGUGGUGGGUGGGUGUGGUUGGUGGAGAUGGGGGUCGGGUGACGGCGGCGGGUGGUGGAGGCGGGGUGGUGGUGAUUGGUGGUGAUGGUGUGUGGUGA
Molecule: messenger RNA, 432 nt
Organism: Lactuca sativa (garden lettuce)
Lineage: Eukaryota; Viridiplantae; Streptophyta; Magnoliopsida; Asterales; Asteraceae
Source: RefSeq, a predicted model, not a curated record